AUUUGAGCGCGGACACUUGGAGGCGCCCACAAGCUGUCCUGUGGUAAUUGAUGGACCGAUCUGAAGAAGAUGGACUUUUGAUAAAGCCACUUCCCAUACACUGAUUAGUCUGAUGAGGUUGUUUGUUUUCUAACUUACUUUUAUGUCUGAUCCCAACCUACGGUUACGGACUCCUUGCAAUUUGAAGGUCUGUUACAUUUAAGAAAGGGGGCCGGCACUUUUUGCUAAACAUGCAAUGGAUGUGCACAUGGCGGAACAUUAGUAGACCAGCUCUGUCUUUGAAUUGAUGCUCUAAUUAAUUAAGACAUUAAACCCACCUCAGCUUUUUUAACAGGGACAAUGGCAGCGGUAACGAGUCCGGAAACGACACCUCAACCCCGGGUCUAUUUUCAAACACCGCCCGGUACCGAAGAAGAAGUGCCACAGAAGCAAGGGCGCGUGACUGUCAAAUAUGACAGAAAAGAAUUAAGGAGGCGGCUGAAUUUGGAAGAGUGGAUAGUUAGCCAGUUAAUGAAUCUAUACGACUGCGAGGAGGAUGAAGUUCCUGAGCUGGAAAUAGAUGUGGAUGAGCUGUUGGAUCUUUCCAGCGAUGUCGAGAGAGCCAUUCGAGUGAAGAUGCUGCUGGUUGACUGUUACAAACCUAAUGAUGAUUUUGUGGCGGCACUGCUGGAGAAGGUUCGAGGUAUGCAGAAACUCAACACUCCCCAGAAGAAGGGUGAGCUGACGCCAUGAGGUCAAACCAUCUCGCCCCACCAUUAAACAAACCUGUCACUCCAAACUCAGAGGAGAGAUGCAGGCAUACAGACCCAACCACAAUACCACAGUGUCUGUCAAACAGAGAUAAAUGAUAGGAGCCCAGCCAAGCCAAUCUCAGCUGCAGGUUGACCAACCCAACUGUUUUCAUUUGUUUUAGUACUGUUUCAGCAUAUAUUACGUGUAGAGAGUGUGUGCUAGUGUCCCUUUAGCUUAAACUUCUUGUGGUGAUUUAGAGAAACGAAUCAAAUGUUGUGGAAUGGUUGAUGUUACAGUUCACUAAUACACUUUUCUCUGAGCCACAUGGCUUGAUGUAUUUGUAGUUGAGUAGAAAUUUAGAACAAAGCUGAAUUUCCCCCACUUUUUUCAGUCUUGCUGCUGUUUUUCAUGAGCAAAACUGAAAAUGAAGGCGUAUGUUUUAGAUAGGGUCUCAGAUAUUAGGAUGUGUUGCCAAAUUAGGAUGGGUGGGGGGAUGGGGAUGGGGGUUGGACUUGUUUUGUAAGCCAUUUUUAAUCUUCCAUUUUUUAGGAAAACAGGUCUGUGCUUGGUACUAUUGCUUUUAAGAAUCAUUUGACCAAGCAAGUUAACAGAAUUAAUUAGUUCAAUGGAGUGAAUUCGUCAGUUUGUUAUAUAAAUUUUUUUACUAAUAUUUACGAGAAAACAAAAAAAUGAAAAGUACACUGAAUACUGAUGAAGGCUAUGAAGAUACUAGAAGUGCUUGGGUUAUAUAGGCCAAGGUCCGUGCAAAAUCAAGUUCAAAGCCUGAAUCUCUUUUGUAAAUAAAAAGUUUAUUCAACUUCAAGUGAACAAGAAAUGAGUUAUGCAUCUCUUACUGAUCAGAACUUGUUGGAAUGAUAUAAACUGUACUGUGCACUCUCACAACCAAAUAUGUGUAGUAAGACUCUCAAUUAAAGAAUGGUGCUACAUACA
This is a messenger RNA of Myxocyprinus asiaticus (Chinese sucker), 1683 nucleotides long. Its product is annotated as protein phosphatase 1 regulatory subunit 14B-like. Bases 340 to 732 code for a protein of 130 amino acids. Gene Ontology annotation, cellular component: cytoplasm. NCBI's taxonomy places the organism in Eukaryota, Metazoa, Chordata, Actinopteri, Cypriniformes, Catostomidae. The transcript is spliced from 4 exons. Gene Ontology annotation, molecular function: protein serine/threonine phosphatase inhibitor activity. The record is from RefSeq and is a predicted model, not a curated record. Gene Ontology annotation, biological process: regulation of phosphorylation; innate immune response.